This is a messenger RNA of Bactrocera oleae (olive fruit fly), 2382 nucleotides long. It is a transcript of the gene Vps4, whose product is annotated as vacuolar protein sorting 4. The record is from RefSeq and is a predicted model, not a curated record. NCBI's taxonomy places the organism in Eukaryota, Metazoa, Arthropoda, Insecta, Diptera, Tephritidae. Gene Ontology annotation, molecular function: ATP binding; ATP hydrolysis activity. Gene Ontology annotation, biological process: endosomal transport; vacuole organization.
AGAAAUCUUAAUUAUCAAAAAAAUUAUUCGAUUAAAUUAAAUUAUAUAAAAAUCGUUUACAAAAUUGUAUGUUUGUGUGUUCAUACAACCCUGCAGUUUGAAUCAAGUGCCGAAGGCAAACCAGUCGCGACAUGUUGCAAUGCAAUAAAUGUCAAAUGCGCAACGAAUGAGUGAUUAUAAGAAAAAAGUGCGAAACAACGAAAGUUUGACUGGAGAAUUAUCUUUUGUAUAAGUUCUUUUGAAAAAUCUACGUUCUUAUAAAACUACAGCGUGGAUUUAAAAUAUAGCGCCUUAAGUGUUUAAUUCGAAUAAAAGUUUAAAAGUGACGUGUCAACAAUGGCCUCAGGCACGACUUUGCAAAAAGCUAUUGAUUUAGUGACCAAAGCGACAGAAGAAGACCGCAACAAAAACUAUGCUGAGGCUUUACGUCUCUAUGAACAUGGCGUAGAGUAUUUUCUACAUGCAAUUAAAUAUGAGGCACAAGGUGAGAAAGCCAAGGACUCGAUUCGUGCCAAGUGCCUGCAGUAUUUGGAUCGAGCUGAAAAGCUUAAAGAAUACCUCAAAAAAGGCAAGAAAAAACCAGUAAAGGAAGGUGAAUCAAGCUCGAAAGAUGAUAAAGAUAAAAAAGAUGAUAGUGAUUCAGAUGGCGAAGAUCCUGAAAAAAAGAAACUUCAAAGUAAACUGGAAGGCGCAAUAGUAAUUGAGAAGCCACACGUGAAGUGGUCCGAUGUGGCUGGUUUAGAUGCUGCCAAAGAGGCUCUUAAAGAGGCAGUUAUCCUGCCAAUCAAAUUCCCUCAUCUAUUUACGGGCAAACGUAUUCCUUGGAAAGGUAUUCUGCUUUUUGGCCCUCCCGGUACCGGCAAAUCCUAUCUGGCCAAAGCUGUUGCCACAGAGGCAAACAAUUCAACUUUCUUCUCAGUUUCCAGUUCGGAUUUGAUGUCAAAAUGGUUAGGUGAAUCCGAAAAGUUGGUAAAAAAUCUCUUCGAAUUAGCACGUCAACAUAAACCAUCAAUUAUUUUUAUCGAUGAAAUUGAUUCCAUGUGUUCGGCACGUUCGGAUAAUGAAAACGACAGUGUGCGACGCAUCAAAACCGAGUUCUUGGUGCAAAUGCAGGGGGUUGGCAAUGACACAGAUGGUAUUCUGGUACUUGGUGCCACGAAUAUACCAUGGGUAUUGGAUUCUGCUAUACGUCGACGUUUCGAAAAGCGUAUCUACAUUCCAUUACCGGAGGCUCAUGCUCGUCUGGUGAUGUUUAAGAUACAUUUGGGUAAUACCGCACAUGUUUUAACCGAGGUUGAUCUCAAAGAGCUGGCAUCAAAAACAGAUGGUUACUCAGGCGCUGAUAUUUCCAUUGUUGUGCGUGACGCUCUUAUGGAACCAGUGCGUAAAGUGCAAACCGCCACACACUUCAAGAGGGUAACUGGUCCGUCACCAACAAAUAAAGAAAUUAUAGUUGAUGACUUGUUGGUGGCCUGUUCGCCUGGCGAUGACGGGGCAACUGAAAUGUCCUGGAUGGAUGUGCCUAGUGAUAAGUUAUUUGAGCCACCAGUUACUAUGCGCGACAUGUUGAAAUCUUUGUCUCGUACAAAACCCACUGUCAAUGACGAUGAUCUAGUUAAGCUGCGUAAGUUCACCGAAGACUUUGGACAAGAAGGAUAAACUACAAACAAAUUUCUAAAACAAAUUGAUUUUGUUAUAAAUAUAAGUGAAUACUGUACGCAAAUUGAUUAAUUGUUGCCUAUUUGAUAAAAAGGGAGUAAAACCAUUCUAAGCCCAAAAUAACUAAGUGGCAAAACUUAAUUUAAAAACCUUAGAUCAACUCGAUAUGUUUAACCAUGAAAAACAAAUAACACAAAUUUUCAUGGCAAACAUUAAUUUUCAUUUGUUUUUUAUGUACACAUUGCAUUUUAUAUAUAUUUUGGCAUUACAUUUUAUAUAUAUUUUGACAUACUCAAAUGCAGAAAAGAUCCGUUGCGAUACGAGCCUAGCAAAAUGCUGAUUUUAUUUUAUAAGAAAGGAUAGCGCCAAUAAACAGUAAGCAAGUCAGGUAUUUUUUUAGGAAGCAAGUGGGUUUGCCUAUUGGCUGAUGAAAAUUAUAUUUUAUAUUAAAUUGAAGCAGAAAUAUGUUUGUAAAAAUGUUAAAUUCUCUCGAUUUAUUUAAAAAAAUAUUACAUAAAAAGAUAUUCUUACUCAAAACAAAUAAUAAAUAAUUAUUAAUUGUACUUCUUAUUGUACAUGGGUGGUGUCGUUUGGAAAGACGAAAAGUGUGCGCCUUAAAAAUUGAAUCAAUCGUCCCCAUUACUUUCAAUUCUAAGCAUUGGAUUUUUUAUGUCAUAGAAAAGUAUCAUUUCCUAAUUAAAAAUCACAUGAAAUAAUAAAAAA